AUGAAAGGCAUUCCCUAUGCUUCACUUUUUGGGAGCCUUAUAUACGCACAGGUCUACACUAGAUCUGAUAUUGCCUUUGUAGUAGGAAUGCUUGGCAGAUAUCAAAGUAACUCUGGUCUUGAUCAUUGGAUAGAUGGUAAAAGGGCUUUGAGAUAUUUGCAAGGAUUCAAGGAUGUUAAGCUCACAUACAAAUAUCCUGACUCAUUGGAGGUCAUUGGAUAUUUAGACUCUGAGUUGGGUGGAUGCAAAGACUCUGGUAAAUAUUCUUCUGGAUACAUUUUGGUUCUUGAUGGAGGUGAUGUAUCUUGGAGGAGUGUUAGGCAAACCAUUGUUGCAACAUCCACAAUGAUAGCUGAAUUUAUAGCAUGUUAUGAAGCUACAUCACAAGCUUUGUGGUUGAAGAAUUUCAUUUCGGGCCUUAGAGUUGUCGAUUUUGUUGCAAGGCCAUUGAGAAUUUUUUGUGAUAAUUCAGCCGUAGUAUUCUUUUCAAAGAAUAAUAAAAGUGGUUGCCGAAGCAAUCACAUCGCCAUAAAGUAUUUGAUGGUUACAGGCUAUGUCAAGAAUCAAGAUGUGAGCUUUGAACAUGUUAGUACUAAUUUGAUGAUUGUUGAUCCUAUCACUAAGGGUUUACUAGCUAACAUUUUCAAUGAUCAUGUAACCCGUAUGGGUCUUAGUAACUCAUUUUAG
Lycium barbarum (goji berry) is the source of this 687-nucleotide messenger RNA. Its product is annotated as secreted RxLR effector protein 161-like. The transcript has a single exon. The coding region runs from base 1 to 687 and encodes 228 amino acids. The record is from RefSeq and is a predicted model, not a curated record. NCBI's taxonomy places the organism in Eukaryota, Viridiplantae, Streptophyta, Magnoliopsida, Solanales, Solanaceae.